AUGUCUUUGGUCGAUCUCGGGAAGCGGCUGCUGGACGCGGCCCGGAAAGGUCAUGAUGAUGAGGUCAGGAAUCUGAUGGCUAACGGAGCUCCAUUCACCACAGACUGGCUGGGAACGUCUCCCCUCCACCUGGCGGCUCAGCAUGGACAUUACUCCACAGCAGAUGUGCUGCUGCGAGCCGGCGUCAGUCGGGAUGCCCGCACCAAAGUGGACAGGACUCCGUUACACAUGGCGGCUGCAGAGGGACACACUGUCAUCGUGGAGCUGCUGGUCCGGAGUGGUGCAGACAUCAACGCUAAAGACAUGCUGAAGAUGACAGCACUGCACUGGGCGGCACAGCAUGGGCACCACAGUGUGGCUGAGACCCUCAUCAAACACGGCGCUGAUGUGCAUGCUCUCAGUAAGUUCGAUAAGACGCCCUUCGACAUCGCUGUCGACAUCCAGAACACAGAGCUGAUGCUCCUGCUACAGGAGGGAAUGCAAAACCAGGUCAACAUGAACCAGAUGAAUAUGAACCAGGUCAAUGUCAACAUGGAGUCCAGCACCACAUCAAACCAGCCGCAGUUCAUCAUCCAGGGAAUACCUGCUUUACAAGGGGGUGUGGUCAACCUGGCCGACCUGCUGAACAAGGCCAACACUGGUGAAACGGAAGAGACGAUAACUACCAGCACCUUAGACUCCAACAUCCAGCACGCCACAGUUGUUAACGAGGGAGGUCAGAGGGUAAUCACUAUAGUUACAGACCAGCACGGUAACCUACAGACCACAGGAGGGAUGGCGCAACCGUUCUUUGUUACCAUGCAGCACGGACAGCAGAUGCUGGCAGUACCAGCCAAUACUGUGACAGAGGAAGUGGUGACAGAGGAGCCCCAGGCCCCACCCUCCAGGAAAAGAAAGCUGGAAGUGACCACCAAUCACAAUGAUACAGGAGAGACGGAGCUGUUGCAGAGGCAGCUGCAGGAGGCCAACAGGAAAGCUCAGGAGUAUCGGCAGCAGCUCCUGCAGAAGGAGCAGGAGGCUGAGGAGUACCGCAUCAAACUGGAGGCCAUGGCACAAAGCCAUGCCGGCAGCCUGUCCACAAACACCAAUGGUGCUACUGCCGCCAGCCCUGUGGAGGUGGUUGGUGAAGAGGAGGAGGAAGAGGAGGCAGGAACGGGAAUGGUGGAAGAGGAGGGAGAGAUGGUGGUCCUGCAGGAGGGAGGAAUUAUCAUGGAGGGGGAGGAGGGUCAGGUGACGCUCGUAGACACGAGAGGAGAGACAACAGGCAUGGGCUCCUAACGAGGAGCAGGGAGAGGAGAGGAGGACACAUCCCACAGACUGAGAUGUAUUAGCCAAUAGGAGAUGACCUGGUUGGAGGAAGUGAAUCAUGGAGGAGGAUUAAAAAAAAAAGACAAAUGCCUGAAUAGUACAAAUGACGGAAGUGAUGUUCAAGAAAACGAAAACUUAAACGUCUGUAUGAAGGAGGCGGGACCUUUGCUCAAAGGCACAUUUGCUUUUUAUUAAAUUUUACCUCUGAUCAAGGAAAUGUAAAGACACCAGUUCUGUUUCCUUUUCAGAUAAAAUGCAGAAGAUGAUGAACAUGAGAUGACUAACACUCACUGCGACAAGUUGGAGUUGCAGAUAUAUAUAUAUAUGUAUAUAUAUUUUUUUUAAUGCAUUUCUGUUUUUCCUCCCUGAUUUAUGGUCAUUCUUCAGAUAUUAAACCUAUUUACAUCAUU
This is a messenger RNA of Thalassophryne amazonica, 1718 nucleotides long. RefSeq names its product GA binding protein transcription factor subunit beta 2a (gene gabpb2a). Bases 1 to 1278 code for a protein of 425 amino acids. Gene Ontology annotation, biological process: positive regulation of transcription by RNA polymerase II. The record is from RefSeq and is a predicted model, not a curated record. Gene Ontology annotation, cellular component: nucleus. Gene Ontology annotation, molecular function: transcription cis-regulatory region binding; protein binding. Lineage: Eukaryota; Metazoa; Chordata; Actinopteri; Batrachoidiformes; Batrachoididae. The transcript is spliced from 7 exons.